AUGGCGGCCUUAUUCAUGAGGGUUCCCCAAGUCGUGGCGCACAUCUACGUGUUUCUGCCAUUCGCACAGACCCUGGUACUGAACUAUAUAUUGGGAGAAGACGAUGAACUGCGGUUGCCUUUCAGAUUGUUAGGCGUAUCGUAUGCUUUUUUGGGCGUAGACUACCUCUUCAUAAUUUUAUGCGCGCAUCUCAGCACGGAGUUCAAGAUGCUUACCAAAGAUUUAAUUCUUAUAAAACCUACUAAAAUGGCGGAUUAUGGCGCCACAUGCAUUGUAUACGACAAUCGGCCUAUACGCAACUUUGUUAAGAUGCAUCAAGUAUAUAUAAGAUUAGCCUCAGACAUGAACGAUGCUACAAAUAAUAUAAUGUUUGUCAAUUUGCUGUGUGCGACAAUUACACUGAGUUUUUUUGGGUUGGCAGUUUUAGCUACAAGCAACAUGAUGGACAAACUCGUCAAUUUGGUUGUUGUUGUGACAGUCAUGUUGCUCACACUCAUUCAGUGUUACUACUGCGAAAAACUAAAGACAGCGAGUGAAGAAAUAUUUUGCGCGGCGUGCGAGAACCCGUGGUAUGAAGGAAAUUUGGAAUAUCAAAAUAUUAUACAUCUGAUUAUGGUGAGAUCACAGAAGCCGUGCUACAUAAAGUCUCUACAUUCUCCAAUAACUCUUCGCACGUUUACAAAAGUAAUGAGCACAACUUGGUCAUAUUUUUCUCUAAUGAACACCGUUUACCAAAAUAAUGAGUAG
Amyelois transitella is the source of this 747-nucleotide messenger RNA. Its product is annotated as odorant receptor 4-like. Bases 1 to 747 code for a protein of 248 amino acids. The transcript has 8 exons. Gene Ontology annotation, cellular component: plasma membrane. Lineage: Eukaryota; Metazoa; Arthropoda; Insecta; Lepidoptera; Pyralidae. The record is from RefSeq and is a predicted model, not a curated record. Gene Ontology annotation, molecular function: olfactory receptor activity; odorant binding. Gene Ontology annotation, biological process: sensory perception of smell; detection of chemical stimulus involved in sensory perception of smell.